This is a messenger RNA of Dioscorea cayenensis subsp. rotundata (Guinea yam), 1920 nucleotides long. RefSeq names its product probable glucomannan 4-beta-mannosyltransferase 11. NCBI's taxonomy places the organism in Eukaryota, Viridiplantae, Streptophyta, Magnoliopsida, Dioscoreales, Dioscoreaceae. The record is from RefSeq and is a predicted model, not a curated record. Gene Ontology annotation, cellular component: Golgi apparatus. The transcript is spliced from 9 exons. Gene Ontology annotation, molecular function: mannan synthase activity. Bases 54 to 1799 code for a protein of 581 amino acids.
UUUGUAUAAAGAAAGGUAGGAGAAGAGGAGGAGAGGAAGGAGAAGAGGAGGAGAUGAAGAUGAGGGCAUUGGAAUCCAUGGUGCUGCUUUUGAUCUUGAUUUUCUCCAUUGUUUUGGGAUCCAAAGGCAUGGAGUUUAAUCUCAGUAUGGAUGUUUUCGUUGAUGGUCCGGCGAUCUGGUUCUCCGAUGGCGUCAACGCAGGUAACUUUGUAGGUUUGCUUAAUGUAUCAUCGUAUGAAGGGUUUGGGAUGGAUGGGGCUUGGGAGAAGAUUGUGGAGGUGUGGGUUUUGGUGAGAGGGAUGGUGGUGGCGCCGGUGAUGAGAGUGGCGAUGGUGUUGUGUAUGGUUAUGUCGUUGAUGCUGCUGGUGGAGUUUGUGUUCAUGAGUUUGGUGAGUCUUGGGGUGAAGAUUUUGAGGAGGAAGCCGGAGAUCAGGUACAAAUGGGAGGCUUUGAAGGAGGAUCCGGAGAUUGGGACUUCCGUCUAUCCUAUGGUGCUUGUUCAGAUCCCCAUGUUCAAUGAGAAAGAGGUGUAUAAGUUGUCAAUUGGAGCUGCUUGUGGAUUGGCAUGGCCGCCGGACAGGUUCAUAAUCCAAGUGCUGGAUGAUUCCACAGAUCCAAUUGUCAAGGCCAUGGUGGAGCUUGAAUGCAAUGCUUGGGCAAGCAAGGGAAUGAACAUACAUUAUGAAGUGAGAAAUAACAGGAAAGGUUACAAGGCAGGUGCCUUGAAGGAAGGAAUGGAGCAUAGCUACGUUCACCAAUGUGACUUUGUGGCUAUCUUUGACUCUGAUUUCCAGCCUGAGCCUGACUUUCUAAUGAGAACUGUCCCUUUCCUUGUCAAUAAUCCUAAGAUUGCUCUUGUUCAAGCACGUUGGGAAUUUGUUAAUUUUGGUGAGUGCCUGAUGACAAGGAUACAGAGGAUGUCUCUAGAUUACCACUUCAAAGUGGAGCAGGAAGCAGGUUCAUGCACAUUUGCCUUCUUCGGUUUCAAUGGGACUGCUGGUGUAUGGAGAAUAUCAGCCUUAAAUGAAGCUGGCGGUUGGGAGGAUCGCACCACAGUAGAAGACAUGGACUUGGCUGUUCGAGCAAUUCUCAAAGGGUGGAAGUUCUUAUAUGUUGGUGACGUGAAGGUUAAAAGUGAAUUACCUAGUAACUUCAAGGCAUACCGUCAUCAGCAGCAUCGUUGGACUUGUGGAGCUGCGAAUUUAUUUAGGAAAGUCGCAUUCGAUAUAAUGAGGGCAAAGGAUGUAUCCCUAUGGAAGAAGCUUUAUGUUCUCUACAGCUUCUUCAUCGUGAGGAAGGUUGUUGCCCAUGUUGUCACCUUCUUCCUCUACUGUGUGGUAGUUCCAGCAUCUGCGCUAAUUCCAGAGGUCAAUAUACCCAUAUGGAUGGUUGUGCAUAUCCCUACGACAAUCACUCUUCUCAAUGCCAUCAGAAAUACAAGCUUUAUUCAUCUGAUGCCAUUAUGGAUUUUGUUCGAGAAUGUUAUGUCUAUGCAUCGCAUGAAAGCAACAAUGAUUGGUCUUUUGGAAGCAAAGAGUGCCAACGAAUGGGUUGUUACUGAGAAGCUCGGAGGUGCUAUCAGGGCAAAACCCGAAAAUCAAAUACUAGAAAAACCACCUUCCAGGUUCAAAGAAAGGCUCAACUACUCCGAGCUUAGAUUUGGAUUCUUCCUCUUGCUUUGCGCAAGCUAUGACGUCAUCUAUGGAGUAAACUACUACUUCAUAUACAUCUACCUCCAAGCGCUCGCAUUUUUCAUCAUGGGCGUUGGUUUUGUUGGUAGACACACUUCCAAUUCUUAGCAACCAUGAAACCAUUCCUUUUGUACCCUCCCUUUUUAUUCUUUCCAGUAUAUGAACAAUUCUUUAGGUAGCUUAAUUUGAUUUGAACAAAAAUUAGUGUACUCCAUUCCCUAAUUUGUCA